Molecule: messenger RNA, 3961 nt
Organism: Rubroshorea leprosula
Lineage: Eukaryota; Viridiplantae; Streptophyta; Magnoliopsida; Malvales; Dipterocarpaceae
Source: the annotation of a GenBank genome assembly
AAGCAAGCAGAAAACCAGAAAGCAGCAGGGCAGCCGCACUGUCGGGGAGUUCCGCGUUGCUCUGUCCUUAAAACCAAUUUUCUAUUCUAACAUCUUAUUAUACCUAUGCGAAUGUUGGUUUGAUUUUCGAUUCUAUCUAUGUAGACUAUUUCUUUCUUUCUGUUUUUCUAGUGGAGAAAAUAGAGAGAGAGAGAGACAAAGUUUAAUUACUCUCUGCAUUUGCGUUGUGUGGUGUCCAUCCGUACACUUGAAGGCAUGCAUAGAUUGUGUUGAUACCUACCAGUGUCUCACAUUUGAUCAAAAAAGAAUUCGGUAACAAUGGAAUCAGAGGCAGAGAUUGGGGCAAAGGCGAUCAAGAGUGUCAGUGGUCAGGUAUGUCAAAUCUGCAGUGAUAACGUGGGCGAAGCUGUCGAUGGUGAACCAUUUGUGGCUUGCCAUGUCUGUGCUUUUCCUGUCUGCAGGCCAUGCUAUGAAUAUGAGAGGAAACAUGGGAACCAGUCAUGCCCACAAUGCAAAACUAGAUACAAGAGGCACAAAGGUAGCCCUGCUAUCCUUGGAGACACAGAAGAAAAUGGUGAUGCUGAUGAUGUUGCCAGCAAUUUUAAUUACCCUUCUGAAAAUCAAAAUCAGAAGCAGAAAGUUGCAGAAAGAAUGUUGAGCUGGCAAAUGGCACAUGAUAGGGGGGAAGAUGUUGGGGCUUCAAGUUAUGAUAAAGAGGUUUCACAUAACCAUAUUCCGCUGCUUGCCAGUGCACAGGAGGUCUCGGGGGAGUUGUCUGCUGCAUCACCUGAUCACCUUUCUAUGGCAUCUCCCAGAGUUGGUGGAAAGCCUAAUUUUAGGGGUGUGGAUCCAGUAAGAGAGUUUGGUUCCCCAGGGUUAGGCAAUGUAGCCUGGAAGGAGAGAGUUGAUGGCUGGAAAAUGAAGCAGGAGAAGAAUGUUAUGCCUAUGAGCACUGGCCAGGCUCCUUCAGAAAGGGGUGCCGGAGAUAUUGAUGCCAGCACUGAUGUGCUUGUAGAUGAUUCGUUACUGAAUGACGAAGCUAGGCAGCCUUUAUCUAGGAAGGUCUCCAUUCCAUCAUCCAAGAUAAACCCUUAUAGGUUGGUCAUUAUUCUGCGGUUGGUCAUUCUGUGCUUUUUCUUGCACUACCGGAUAACAAAUCCUGUUCCUAAUGCCUAUGCUCUUUGGUUGGUAUCUGUGAUAUGUGAGAUAUGGUUUGCAAUAUCUUGGAUACUGGAUCAAUUCCCUAAGUGGCUUCCUGUGAACCGUGAAACAUAUCUUGACAGGCUUGCUCUGAGAUAUGAUCAUGAAGGAGGACCUUCACAAUUAGCUGCUGUUGAUAUUUUUGUGAGUACUGUUGACCCGUUAAAGGAGCCUCCUCUUGUGACAGCCAAUACUGUGCUGUCCAUCCUUGCAGUUGACUACCCAGUUGACAAGGUCUCAUGCUAUGUCUCUGAUGAUGGUGCUGCAAUGUUAACAUUUGAAGCACUGUCUGAAACAUCAGACUUUGCCAGGAAAUGGGUACCUUUCUGCAAGAAAUAUAACAUUGAACCUCGGGCUCCUGAGUGGUAUUUUGCACAAAAGAUUGACUACUUGAAGGAUAAAGUUCAAACAUCAUUUGUCAAAGACCGUAGAGCUAUGAAGCGAGAAUACGAAGAAUUUAAAGUUCGAAUUAAUGGGCUUGUUGCAAAGGCCCAAAAAAUUCCUGAAGAAGGAUGGAUCAUGCAGGAUGGUACGCCAUGGCCUGGUAACAACACAAGAGAUCAUCCAGGAAUGAUCCAGGUUUUCUUAGGUCAAAAUGGAGGGCUUGAUGCUGAGGGUAAUGAGCUCCCAAGAUUAGUUUAUGUUUCUCGUGAAAAGCGGCCUGGCUUCCAGCACCACAAGAAAGCUGGUGCCAUGAAUGCACUUGUCCGGGUGUCAGCAGUCCUUACUAAUGGACCUUUCUUGUUGAAUCUUGAUUGUGAUCACUACAUAAAUAAUAGCAAAGCCUUAAGGGAAGCAAUGUGUUUUCUGAUGGACCCAAACCUUGGGAAACACGUGUGUUAUGUGCAAUUUCCACAAAGAUUUGAUGGAAUUGAUAAGAAUGAUAGAUAUGCUAACCGCAAUACUGUGUUCUUUGAUAUAAACUUGAGAGGUCUUGAUGGUAUUCAAGGACCUGUUUAUGUUGGUACGGGAUGUGUCUUUAACAGAACAGCACUGUAUGGUUAUGAACCUCCACUCAAACCCAAGCAUAGGAAACCUGGGCUGCUAUCUUCACUUUGUGGAGGUUCACAAAAGAAAAGUUCAAAAUCUAGUAAAAAGGGCUUGCACAAGAAGAAAGCUGGGAAGCACAUUGACCCAACUGUGCCAACAUUCAGUCUGGAUGAUAUAGAAGAGGGCGUUGAAGGUGCUGGUUUUGAUGAUGAAAAGUCACUACACGUGUCACAAAGGAGCCUGGAGGAGCGGUUUGGUCAGUCUGCUGUUUUUGUUGCGUCCACACUUAUGGAGAAUGGUGGUGUUCCACAAUCUGCCACACCUGAAACACUUCUUAAGGAAGCUAUUCAUGUUAUCAGCUGUGGGUAUGAAGACAAAACAGACUGGGGAAGUGAGAUUGGUUGGAUCUAUGGUUCCGUUACGGAAGAUAUUCUUACAGGAUUCAAAAUGCAUGCCCGUGGCUGGCGGUCAAUUUACUGCAUGCCAAAUCCUCCAGCAUUCAAAGGGUCUGCUCCUAUCAAUCUCUCAGAUCGUCUAAACCAAGUUCUUCGUUGGGCCCUUGGUUCUGUGGAAAUUCUUUUCAGUCGUCACUGCCCAAUCUGGUAUGGUUAUGGUGGUAGGCUGAAAUGGCUGGAGAGGUUUGCAUAUGUGAACACAACCAUCUAUCCUGUCACUUCCAUUCCUCUUCUCAUGUACUGUACACUGCCAGCUGUCUGUCUUCUUACCAACAAGUUCAUUAUUCCCCAGAUCAGUAACAUAGCAAGUAUAUGGUUUAUAUCCCUCUUUCUUUCCAUCUUCGCUACUGGUAUCUUAGAGAUGAGGUGGAGUGGUGUUGGAAUUGACGAAUGGUGGAGAAAUGAACAAUUUUGGGUGAUCGGUGGUGUCUCCUCCCAUCUUUUUGCUGUCUUCCAAGGUCUUCUCAAAGUACUUGCUGGCAUUGACACCAACUUUACUGUGACGUCGAAGGCAUCAGAUGAGGAAGGGGAUUUUGCAGAACUGUACAUGCUCAAAUGGACGACCCUUCUCAUCCCACCAACUACUCUCCUAAUCAUAAACCUGGUAGGUGUUGUUGCUGGAAUCUCUUAUGCCAUAAACAGCGGUUAUCAAUCAUGGGGUCCUCUGUUUGGGAAGCUCUUCUUUGCCUUCUGGGUGAUCAUCCACCUGUACCCCUUCCUCAGAGGUUUGAUGGGACGCCAAAACCGGACACCCACCAUUGUUGUGGUGUGGUCGAUUCUGCUUGCCUCCAUUUUCUCUCUGUUGUGGGUGAGGGUUGAUCCCUUUACCACUCGAGUGACUGGUCCAGACGUGGAACAGUGUGGAAUCAACUGUUAAAGAGGGACGCUUAUUCUAAAACGUACAAGGUGGGAAUUGUUUUCUUCUCAGAUCGUGUUGCGUAUGGGAAGUGACAAUCACGUGCACUAGUAGUUAUGCAGUAUGUAGUAUGGAAUAAGAUUAGAUUAAAAGUUAGGUGGUAAAAUUUCAUGCGGGCGUGGUGUUAUAUACUGGUGUUGGACAUAAUACUACUUGGUAAUACCACUGUGUACAGAACAGGAUAUUUAUGGUUUUUCCAAUAGCAAUCGUUGAGAAGAUGGCAUCAACGUCCUUUCUGUCCUCUUUAAGUAUUAUUGUUACUUCUUCCAUUUUAUUUGUUUAUUUAUUUAUUUAUUUAUUUUUUUGUACAUAUGGCUGUGACCUAAGCACUGAAUGAUCAAGAAGAUUACUAUUUAUGUUUGUUUGUGUAUACGUAUGUAAAUUAAUCUAAAUAUGAAGA